GCGGUCGCACGCUGCACCAUCGCACGGCCGUGUCGCACUUACUUGAAAACUCGAUACGAAUAAUCGGCUUUCGCAAUGCCUUUAAACAGCCACUUCGACAUGAUGGCCGUUUACAUCGCCAACGGGCUGUACCUGUAUUACACGCCGGCUCUUAUUUUAUUGGGCUCCGUAGGAAAUCUGCUAUCAGUUUACGUUUUCUAUAACAGCAAACUUCGGCUUCAGUCCACCAGCCAGUAUCUGUCUGCAUUGGCAAUAUCCGAUACCAUCUUUCUUCUGCAGUUGAUACCGCCAUGGCUGAGCGCGAUGCAGAUCACGGCGUUGUUCUACAAGGUCGGCUUUUGCCAAAUAUUCGUAUAUCUGUCGUACGUCACCUGUUGCUCGAGCGCUUGGCUGGUCGUAGCGUUUACGGUCGAGCGUUUCGUGGCCGUUUUAUACCCGCUCCGUCGGAACGCUUGGUGUACGGUGAGACGAGCCCGUCACGUGAUCAUUGGGUUGUCUCUAGCGGCGCUCGUGAUGAAUCUGCCGGUACUGCGCUUUACGGUUCCAUUUCAAAACGACUGCAACCUCGACAGAAGUUAUUUGGAGCAAGCGGCUAGUUUCAACGUGGUCGACACAAUCGUCUCGUUCACGGUGCCUCUGAGUCUGAUAGUAUUGCUGAACGUGUGGAUAAUAACUGGGGUGUGCCGUCUGGAGAGUACUCGUCACCAGCUCAUGAAGGUGCAGCGGCUGGCUCUGGGCGAUCGAUCCCGUGCCUCAAGACUUGUGGGCUGCCCUCGGUCACAACAGCGCGUCACACGAAUGCUGCUGAUUGUAUCUUCGGUGUUCGUCUUUCUGAACCUGCCUGCGUACGCCCUACGGAUCCUCGCCUACACAUACAACUUGGGGGGGUUUGAUCCCGCAUCUCUCAGUGUCCAGACCGCCACCAACUGGUCAUCAACUGCCUCUACUAGUCCAUCUCAAGUAUGCUGCCAACAGAACAGUGGCCACAUUGAGGAUCGUUGGAUGGCUCUGCAACUUCUAUCCGUCUUGUUUUUCCACACUAACUUCGGCAUCAACUUCAUACUAUACUGCCUCAGCGGACAGAACUUCCGACGAGCGAUUCUCCAGAGCAUUCCUUAUCUGAGGAGACAGGCUCGCCGCGUGGACGCCGUCCGUCGCGCCACCUGCCGCCCACCGCGUACAAUUAGCAUCUCAAGUAUAUCUGCUGUAUCCUUCAUGAGCAACGGUACCGAGGUUUCCUCGAAGUUGGCAACAUCUGGCCCGAACUCUACGGCAAUAAAACGCAUCAAGAAACAAGAACCGUUCAUCACCAAAUGGAAAUUCAAUAACAACCGCCAGCGGGGUGGAACUGACGCAGCAUCAACAAGCACAGCUGGAGCUCUGCCUAGUAACAACAUCGAAAUGCGAGUCCUUAACACUCAAAACACUUGCAUUUGACGCCGAACUCAAAAACGCAAAAACGGAAAAUCGUACGCAAUAUGCACAACGCUAUUUUGAAACGGGUGUAUAAAAGAGGAGUUUGUUUAUGUGUAGGUGUGUAUUUCCAGGUUUAAGUAUAAGGCCAGUAUCUAUGAAUAAGAUCCCGGAUAUUGUUUGGUAUACUGGGGGCUCAACGCCCACCUCGAGCGAUGUUAUUGGAUGCAUAGAACUUAACAAUGUUGCCACAUGCAACGAUCGCAUUGUAUUGCGUACAGUGUAAUAUGCGAACUGCAUCCGAGUAUAUACCUGUGCAUUCAUUUCACUCACCGCUCUAGAGUCUAGACAACGACCGGUAAUUGAAUUGAACAAAGUUGACAAGUUGAACUCACAUAUUUUAUCAAUUAGCAAUUUUGAACGGUCUGUCAUUAUAUAACCUAAUACUAUUUAUUAUUUAAUAGUAUCUUUAUUUGUUUAUUAUUUUCCGAAGCGUAAUAUAUUUUUUAAAUUAAUAUAUUUAUCGUGCAGCUA
Leptidea sinapis is the source of this 1947-nucleotide messenger RNA. It is a transcript of the gene NGR-A18, whose product is annotated as rhodopsin, GQ-coupled. The record is from RefSeq and is a predicted model, not a curated record. Lineage: Eukaryota; Metazoa; Arthropoda; Insecta; Lepidoptera; Pieridae. Gene Ontology annotation, molecular function: G protein-coupled receptor activity. Gene Ontology annotation, cellular component: plasma membrane. The transcript has 4 exons. Bases 76 to 1437 code for a protein of 453 amino acids. Gene Ontology annotation, biological process: G protein-coupled receptor signaling pathway.